Messenger RNA from Dictyostelium purpureum, 3137 nucleotides. Its product is annotated as myosin IE. The record is from RefSeq and is a predicted model, not a curated record. Lineage: Eukaryota; Evosea; Eumycetozoa; Dictyosteliales; Dictyosteliaceae. Gene Ontology annotation, cellular component: plasma membrane; actin cytoskeleton; myosin complex. The transcript is spliced from 4 exons. The coding region runs from base 87 to 3095 and encodes 1002 amino acids. Gene Ontology annotation, molecular function: microfilament motor activity; ATP binding; actin filament binding. Gene Ontology annotation, biological process: actin filament organization; vesicle transport along actin filament.
AUCAUCAUUAUUUAUACAAAUACUUUAGUUUUUCUUUUUUUUUUUUUUUUCUAUAAUUAAUUAAAUAUUUAAUAAUAAAUAAUAAAAUGAUUCCAAAAUCAAAAGCUGAAGGUGUACCAGACUUUGUACUUUUAAACCAAAUCACUGAAAAUGCAUUCAUCGAAAAUCUCAUCACAAGACAUAAAACAGAUAAUAUCUAUACCUACAUUGGUGAUGUAGUUAUUUCAUCAAAUCCAUUUAAAAAAAUGAAUAUCUACAACGAAAGUGAUAUUAAAAAUUAUAAUGGUAGAUAUAAAUAUGAAAUGCCACCACAUAUUUAUGCUCUUGCAAAUGAUGCAUAUCGUUCAAUGAGACAAAAUCAAGAAAAGCAAUGUGUUAUUAUUUCAGGUGAAUCAGGUGCUGGUAAAACUGAAGCAAGUAAAAAGAUUAUGCAAUUUUUAACUUUUGUUAGUUCAAAAUCAAACGAAGGUGAAAGAAUUUCAAAGAUGCUUUUAGAAUCAAAUCCAUUACUUGAAGCAUUUGGUAAUGCUAAAACUUUAAGAAACGAUAAUAGUUCACGUUUUGGUAAAUAUAUGGAAAUGCAAUUUAAUCCAGUAGGUUCACCAAUUGGUGGUAAAAUCACAAAUUAUUUAUUAGAAAAAUCAAGAGUAGUUGGUAGAGCUAAUGGUGAAAGAAGUUUUCAUAUCUUUUAUCAAAUGUUAAAAGGUUUAUCACAAUCAAAAUUAAACGAACUUGGUUUAACUCCAAAUGCAUCAUCUUAUGACUAUCUUAAAAAAAGUGGUUGUUUUGAUGUCUCAACAAUUGAUGAUAGUGCAGAUUUUAAAGCUGUUAUUAAAGCUAUGGAAACAUUAGGAUUAAAAGAAAAUGAUCAAAAUUCAAUUUGGAGAAUUUUAUCAGCAAUUUUACAUAUUGGUAAUAUUUCAUUUGUUGAAACUUCAGAACAAAAAACAGGUACUACAACAGUUAGAGUUGCAGAUCAAAAACCAUUAGCAGCAGUAUCACAAUGUUUAAAAACAGAUCCACAUGCAUUAUCAAUGGCUUUAUGUUAUCGUUCAAUUAGUACAGGUGUUGGUAAACGUUGUUCAGUUAUUUCAGUACCAAUGGAUGUAGCUCAAGCUACUUUUAGUAGAGAUGCAUUAGCCAAAGCUCUUUAUGAACGUUUAUUCCAAUGGUUAGUUUCAAAGAUCAAUACAAUUAUCAACUCACCAGAAAAAGGACCAGUUAUUGGUAUUUUAGAUAUUUAUGGUUUCGAAGUUUUCGAUACCAAUUCAUUCGAACAAUUAAAUAUCAAUUAUUGUAAUGAAAAACUUCAACAACUUUUCAUCGAAUUAACUUUAAAGAGUGAACAAGAAGAAUAUAUCCGUGAAGGUAUUGAAUGGCAAAACAUCGAUUACUUUAACAACAAACCAAUUUGUGAAUUAAUCGAAAAGAAACCAAUGGGUCUUGUAUCUUUACUCGAUGAAGCUUGUCUUAUUGCAAAGAGUACCGAUGAAACUUUCCUCCAAUCUAUCUGUAAAAACUUUGAAAAGAAUCCACAUUUCCAAUCAUAUCAAUCAUCAAGAGAUCGUUCCAUUGGUGACACUUGUUUCCGUAUGAAACAUUAUGCCGGUGAUGUAACUUAUGAUGUUAGAGGUUUCCUUGAUAAAAAUAAAGAUACUCUUUUUGGUGAUUUAAUCACAUGUAUGCAAUCAUCAAGCGAUUCAUUAAUCAAUGGCCUCUUCCCACCAACUCGUCCAGAAGAUUCAAAGAGAAGACCAGAAACUGCAGGCAGUCAAUUUAGAAAUGCCAUGAAUGCUCUUAUCACAACUUUAUUAGCAUGUUCACCACACUAUGUCCGUUGUAUUAAAAGUAAUGAUAACAAACAAGCUGGUAUUAUCGAUGAAGAAAGAGUAAGACAUCAAGUACGUUAUUUAGGUCUUUUAGAAAAUGUUAGAGUACGUAGAGCUGGUUUUGCUAAUCGUCAAACCUAUGAAAGAUUUGCCACUCGUUACAAGAUGUUAUCUAAAGCCACUUGGCCAACAUUCAAUGGCAAUGCCAAACAAGCUACUGAAGCUAUUCUUGCAGCACACAACAUCAAAAAAGAAGAGUAUCGUAUGGGUAAAACUAAAAUCUUUAUUAGAAAUCCAACUACCCUCUUUUAUUUCGAAGAGAAGAGAGAAAGUGAAAUGCCAAGAAUCGUUACAUUAAUCCAAAAGACAUGGCGUGGUUAUAAAGCACGUUCUAAAUGGAAUCAACGUAAAGCUGCAAUUAAAAUACAAUUAUUCUACCGUACCUAUCGUUAUAAGAAAUGGUUCAGAGAACUCCACAGAGCAUUUAAAGAUGUCUCUAAAGAUCCACAAUGGGGUCGUUAUGUUUUCUGGCCAAAACAUCCAUCAAUUUUAGAUAGAGCCGUCGAAUUAACUCACAAGAUUCACAACUGUUGGAGAGCUGAAAAGAUGGUACUCUCAUUAGGUGCAGGUCAAGCUCACAUGAGACAAAAGGUAUUGGCUUAUGAUAUUUUCCAUGGUAAAAAGAAAUGGGACUUUAGACGUCAUUUCGAUGCAGAUUAUCUCGAAAAACCAACAAAUCCAAAUCAAUCCAAAUAUGUUAAUGCAAUGCAAAAACUCUUUGCAACCUAUGGUGAUACCGAAGUUUUAUUUGCUGACUAUGUUAUGAAGGUCAAUCCAAAAGGUGUACCACAAAAACGUGGUAUCAUUAUCACCAACAACAAUGUCUAUAAAUUCGAUACCAACUCUAAAAUGAAAAAAUGGGGUACUCCAUUGGUUGAUGUCGCCGCCAUUUCAGUAUCACCAUUUGUAGAUACCUUUGUUGUACUUCAUUGUAAAUCACCAGCAAGAGAUUUCCUUUUAGAUUGUGGUAUCAAUGGCUAUGAAGGUGUUUCAGAAAUUACAACUGUUAUCGUUCAACAAAUUUUUAAAUUAACUGGUGUUAGAGUAACUGUAAACUUUUCAAGAAAUAUUAAUUAUAACAAUGCACGUCCAAAAGGUUCUGAUACUCAAUUAUCAUUUACACCAAUAAAUAAUGAUCCAAGAUUAAUUGGUUCACAAUUCAAAAAAAUUAAAUCUGGUCAAGCAACCAUUAAUUUUAGAGAAUAAAAAUAAAAAAAUUAAAUAAAUAAAAAAUAUUAUAUUUUGUAU